UCACUUGAGUUUUGAAAAUUAAACUGGCAGCUUGAGUUUCGUUAGGACUCGCUCGAGGGUGCCGCUUGGGGAAGCACACGCAUCUCGUUAAUCCUAUGCGCGAAGAUGGAAAUAGUUGCUCCACAUGCAAGUGUGAUUGUACCUGAAGUUCUUAAAAGAAAUAACUACAAAAGGUGGAGCAUUUUCAUGCAGCACUAUUUAGAGAGUCAAGAUCUUGGGGAUGUCGUUGAAUUAAGCCAGUUGCCUGCAGAAAGAAAUAUGGGGAGAGAAUGGAUUAAAAAGAAUGCUUUAGCUCUGUAUGCCAUUAAGAUUUCGUGUGGAGAAGAAAUGUUUGAUCAAAUAAAGGAGAUGAAUUCUGCUAAAGAUGUUUGGUCUUUAUUGGCUAAUAUGCAUAAACACGCAGAUCAGGACAUUGUUGAGCACCCCCCAGAAAAGCGAACAGGCCCUGGAAAUCUCACAGAUUCGCUAUAUGAGACCUUAACUAAUGCCAUUUCCAAUGGGGACCUUGGGCAAGUACGGAAAUUCUUUGGAGAAAAUUCGAAUCCAAGAUCUGCAAGAAUAUUUGAAAAUGGGUACACAGCUCUUCAUUUUGCAGUUUAUAAUGGGAAGAGCAAAAUUGUUGAUUACUUGAUCAAGUACAAGUUGUCAAAACAAGACUUAGAAACAAAAGAUGAUUCUGGGAGCACGGCUCUUUCCAUUGCUGCUUGUUACGGAGUCGAGAUAUCAAUUGUACAAAGUUUAGUUAGAAAGAACGAUAACUUGCUUACCAUCCCAGACGAAGAUGGAAAGAUCCCAGUUGAAUUGGCCUGCAGCACAAUUCAGGAAGACCUGAUACACUAUCUGUAUCUUGAGACUCCUCUAGAGUCUCUAAAUGUAGACACAAGCGCCUACAUCCUCCACGAGUGUUUAAUCAGAAAAAUGUUUGGCAUGAGCGUGAAGGCCCACGUCAUCAAAAAAGAUAAGCAUCGAUCAUGUGUAGAGAAGAUGCAAGACUUUUUCCAGCCAUUUACAGAGGGGAUCCAACAACGCCUUAGGUCAUGUUCAGAGACGUUUCAACUGAUGGGUCAAGAGAUUCUAGACUGCAUGCAACCGCGGAUUCAAGAAAAUGAAGAGACGAAUCAAAAGAAUCAACAGAUGAUUCAAGAGACUGAAGAGACGAAUCUAGAGAAUCAACAGACCGUUCAAGAGAUUGAACAGACGAAUCAAGAAACGAAUGGAGAUAUUCAAGAAUUACCAUUUAUAGCCAAGUGCGGGUUUGCAGUCGGAAUCACGGUUGAAAUGCUACUGAUGCUUGUGGCCCUUGGUAUACCGAUCGUUUUGGCUCUACGCCUACUGGUUUCAUUGCUCUCAAGGAUCCUUGCAACGAAUGUAUAUGCUGGAAAGUUGAUGGAUGAGUAUGCCUGUGAGGUUAUAUCUUUAAUAUGUCAGCCAUUAUCAGAUUCAGAAUUAGAUGAGAACCUUCUUGUCCAAAGUAGAGCAGUGGACGCAAUCUUCCAGGCUAUCAAGAACGACAUCCCAGUCAUUGUGAAAGAAAUUACAAAAGCUAAUAAAAAUAUUUUGUGGAGAAGCUUAAAUCUUAAAGAGUCAAGAAACACGUUUGCUUGGGCUGUAGCACAUCGUCAAGAGGAGGUGGCACGCCUUCUUUAUGAAUUUGCAAAGGAGGAUGCAAACAUGGUUAUUACCAUAGAUAAAGAUGGAAAUAAUAUAUUACAUAUAACAGCAAAGUUAGCCCCUUCUUAUCAAUUAGGUCGCAUCUCUGGUUCAGCUUUUCGGUUGCAAAGUGAGCUACGUUGGUUCAAGGGGGUAGGAGAAAUUGUUCCACGAUCUUACCACGAACACAAAAACAACAACGGGGAAACUCCUCUGGAAGUAUUUGAUAGAGAACACAAGGAUUUGCUAAAAGAAGCAGAGGAAUGGGGGAAGAAAACAGCAGAAUCUUCUACAGUUGUUGGUGCUCUUAUUAUUACAAUUAUGUUUGCAAUGGCUUUUACUGUUCCUGGUGGGAAUGAUCAAAGUACAGUGAUAAUAUUUUUGGGGAUUCUUACUGCACAUCAUGCUGCUGAAGAUUACCGCAAAUAUUCCCUCGUGAUUUGGGGCCUUACUUUUCUCUUCAUCUCUAUUGCAACAAUGACCAUAGCAUUUUGUGCUGCUCUUUUCAUCAUGCUAGAAGGUCGAUUGGUGGUAGCCAUUCCUAUAACUCUGGUUGCUGGUAUUCCUAUCAAAUGGCUUGGUCGGUUUGUGGCUGUGGGGCUUCGGGCACUUUAAAUAAAUGAUUUUUUUUUUAAAUAUACGCAUGUUGCUUUGAAUAAAUGAUUGUAGUCCUAGAUAUCUCCCUAUGCUUUGACUGUUGGUUAUGGUUGGUUGAUUGAUUAUACUUAUGUAUUUGCUUCGGAUGUAAUAAACAUUUGGUGGAUAU
Molecule: messenger RNA, 2416 nt
Organism: Rubroshorea leprosula
Lineage: Eukaryota; Viridiplantae; Streptophyta; Magnoliopsida; Malvales; Dipterocarpaceae
Source: the annotation of a GenBank genome assembly